Neoarius graeffei (lesser salmon catfish) is the source of this 2010-nucleotide messenger RNA. It is a transcript of the gene fam149a, whose product is annotated as family with sequence similarity 149 member A. The transcript is spliced from 15 exons. The record is from RefSeq and is a predicted model, not a curated record. The coding region runs from base 1 to 2010 and encodes 669 amino acids. NCBI's taxonomy places the organism in Eukaryota, Metazoa, Chordata, Actinopteri, Siluriformes, Ariidae.
AUGCAAGUGACAGUAGAGCACAUCUCAGCCCUACAGAGCUCCUCCAAGUGCUUUGAGUCCUUCAGCAGAAGUUCCUGCUCCAACUUGGAAAAGCAUCAGUCGCACCUUAGCUGGACAUUUCCAUGGAAAAAGAUGAAGAAGGAGCCAGACACCAUGAACUCGAGCCAAGAGAACAGCCUCAGGAAAAAGCUUCUCAGAGAACCAAACAAAUAUAGUAGUUCAGGGCCUGUCCAACGUCCCAGAAGUGCUAACAGAGCCGUAUCGAAUGACCAAAGUGACUUGGUGUGUUCUCAGAGCUUCACUGGUGAUUGUAGCCCAGUGAGCCUUCUCACAACGUGUUCAUGCAGUGCUGGCUAUGCCACAGACUUCUCCACUGAACACAGCUCCAUCUACUCCUGGAGAUAUGAUGAGUUUGACCGUGAGAAUACUCAGCAUGUACGACAGCUCUUUAGCGCCCUGGAUGAGCUGCUGUAUGAGGGUAAAGUGUGCAGUAAGUCAGAGUCUCUGCGCAGGGAGUGUGAGGAGUGGAACACACACUCCCCCCACCUCAGGAUUUUAGGCAAUCAGUUAGAGCCUCCAAAUCAAGAGGGAGUUCAGUAUGUGCACUGGAGACCCACGAGGACUGCGGCACUGCCUCCGUGCCUGGAUACAAGAGACAACCACAGCGAGCUAUGUGUGGAGGGCCGCAGACUAGCCCCGGGAUCAUGGUCUGGUCAGACUGUCUACUCCGGCUUGCCUAUUUCAGAGCUAUCAUGUCGUCUUAUCUCACAAGAGGAGGAGAUCUACGAGGUAGAGGGAACGAUCGAGGAGUUUCUAGCUUACGAUGGGAGAGAAACGGACAAUGAGGGACUGGAUCAGAGGAAGGCCUCAGCCAUUGCCUCGUGGGAUGGUGUACCCCAUGUUUCCCCCAAUGCCUGCAUCUGUGAUGCUGUGGCUGAUGAGCUGUUUGAUGAUGUAUGGCGGGAAGUAGUAAGCUUUCUGGAAGAGCUCCUGCGCAAACACUGGGAGAAGCAACAUUCUGACGGAGCAACACAGAGAUGGAUGCUGGAGAGUUCAAGCCAAAUCUUCUGUGAACCUUCAUCACAUCUUCCUUCAAAGGGAAGUCAUAUUUCUCCUAGCAGAGGCUCUAAUAGCAGGAGCAUGUUUCUCUGGCCAAACACCUAUCAUGGGCAGGAUCCGAAUGUCUUUAAGAGUAACUUAAAUGGCGUUAUGACAAUCCGAGCAAAGCCUUUGCAGCAGAGACAGCAGGGAUAUGGUGAAAGGUCAUUGUGUGACUCAGAUGACGGAAGUACCACACUCGCCACCCUGAAGGCCCCAAGUGGAAUGAGCACACACUCACACAAACCCUCUAGCCAGCGUAUUCUCCCCAGACUCAGUGGCAGAGCUCAUCUGCGUCACAGCUUCCCAGCACAAAGCUCCCUGCGAGUAACCAGAUUAUCCACUGUAGCUGAGAACCUGCUCACCCCACCUGUGAGUGCAGUUCAGAACCACAGACUUCCUUUCAUCCAGUCCGACUCUGCAGAGCAAGAUUGUAACGUUCCUGCUCUGAGACAUACACAGCUCAGGGGCCGGAUCAUGAGAGGUGGUGCAGUGCAAACAGUGUCCAGCCUUCCACCCCUGAAAGAGCCCACUCUACUGCUGGAGUCCCUUUCCCGCCCCAAUACCAACCACACAUUCAGAUCAGACACACCCAUGAAAAGUUCCUACACAGCCAUGGAUUUUGCCUUUAUGAGGACAGGGAGAAGCCUUUUCACUGGAAACUUCUCCAAAACAGGUGAAGGCAUACCUAUGGGUGUAACAGGCUUUAGCAUGGGCAUCACUUCUUCUACAGCAAAUGGCUUUUCUGACUGUGUAGCACCACCAAAGAGACGCACACAUCUCCUGUCCUCCUCUGAUGGGGAGGGGGGAAACAUAACUGUACUUGGACCAGUAGGUGCUCGGAAGGCAGUGAGUCGGUUUCCGAUACAUGGGAGGAAGAAGCUUCAUGUGAUAAUGCCACAGCACAGUUAA